AUGGCAUCAAGCUACUUUUCAUCUUCUCCGCACGGUUCUAGCUCAUCCUGGACACCCAAACAAAACAAGCUAUUCGAAAAAGCGCUAGCCAAGUAUGACAAGGAUACCCCAGAGCGCUGGCAAAAUGUUGCCAAGGCUGUGGGUGGAAAGUCUCCUGAAGAAGUAAAGAGGCAUUAUGAUCGUCUAGUGGAGGAUCUCAUUUACAUAGAAUCUGGCCAAGCUCCACUUCCCAACUAUAAAACUACUGGAGUUAAAGGUAGAGGAAUUGGCGAAGAACAGAGGUAGAGUUUAAACUGCAGGUUGAUGAAGAAUCUAAGGCUGCAGUAAUAAAGCUCAGAGCUAAUGUAAGAAAGCAAACAAGAAAAAAUAGGCGCAUAUGCACAAGAAGGAAAGGCUUCGGUUAUUUGUUCUCUGUAAUUAAUAGAUUAAUACAAUAAUGAAGUGCGACAGGAACGAAGCCAGGCAUGUGUGUGAUUAUGCUCUUAUUUAAGCUCUGUACCUUACUGAGUUGCUGUAAUCGUGCUUAAUUAUUUUCUAGUCUUAUAUCAAAAAAUUGAAAUUGUGUGUUCUAUUCGAGAA
Mercurialis annua (annual mercury) is the source of this 579-nucleotide messenger RNA. RefSeq names its product protein RADIALIS-like 5. The transcript is spliced from 2 exons. The coding region runs from base 1 to 285 and encodes 94 amino acids. The record is from RefSeq and is a predicted model, not a curated record. Gene Ontology annotation, molecular function: DNA-binding transcription factor activity. Lineage: Eukaryota; Viridiplantae; Streptophyta; Magnoliopsida; Malpighiales; Euphorbiaceae.